This is a messenger RNA of Melitaea cinxia (Glanville fritillary), 844 nucleotides long. It is a transcript of the gene ave, whose product is annotated as protein aveugle. The record is from RefSeq and is a predicted model, not a curated record. NCBI's taxonomy places the organism in Eukaryota, Metazoa, Arthropoda, Insecta, Lepidoptera, Nymphalidae. Gene Ontology annotation, biological process: cell surface receptor protein tyrosine kinase signaling pathway. Gene Ontology annotation, molecular function: protein binding. Gene Ontology annotation, cellular component: cytoplasmic side of plasma membrane. The transcript is spliced from 3 exons. Bases 154 to 492 code for a protein of 112 amino acids.
CUGUGGUUAAAGUAUCAUAAAUGUCAUUCCUAAACCUUGGUAUUUUAUAUUUCCAUUUGUAAAUAAACACAAAACUACGUUUCCAACAAAAAUAAUUAAGUUGAAAAAAAAACGUGGUUUGAAUUUUCUUAAAUGUAGAAUAAAGAAUUUACAAUGGUCGAGGACUCCAGUUUGAAUUCCAAUAAAUCAACGAAGACCAAAACCACUCGACCUAAGGCCGUUUACCUGUGGACGGAAGCUGACGUUCAGAAGUGGCUACGUCGUCACUGCAGUGAUUAUUACAAUUUGUACUGGGAAAGGUUUCACGAGCAUGAUAUAACAGGUAGGGCACUUGUUCGUAUAAACGACAACACGCUACUGAGAAUGGGGAUAACUAACAAGGAACAUAGAGAAGCCAUUUGGAGAGAGAUACUGAAACUGAGACUCAAGACUGAUAUUGUCGAGAUCAGGGAUUUAGAAAGAAGUCAUUAUUACUUUAAUUAUGAUUUGUGAUCUGAGAGUCCGUCCACAAAUAUUUAUUAUUGUGUUGUAAUUUGUCAGGAAUUGUCAGACUUGAUAAUAUUUAUAUCUGUAUGAACAAAUUUUAUGGAUGAUCAUUUAAAAACUGGACCUUCCGUAAAAUACAUCAUGCAAAAUUUUGCCAUUUUGGAAACAUCCCUCCAAAGUUGAGGAGUCGUUUGGAAUUUUUUCGAUUUCGAAACUUUUUACAACAGUUAUAUAACGUAACGGUAAGUAUAUAACGGUAAAUAGACUUCUAAAUAAGUGAUGACAUUCUAUCGUCAUAAAAAAAUAUGAACUGUAGAGCUAUGUCAAAAAAAGGAAAAAUAAAUAAGUGAGAUUGUCA